GCUUCUUUCCCGAUCGCGAUCAAGCUGCCGGGGGCGAAGCUGAGAUCAUACCGGGGGCGGAGCCUUCUUCGCGGCUCUCUACCCGAGGCGAGGCCGGGAAAAGUUGCUGCCUGGGGUAGCCCAGGGUACUGCCAGACGGUCAAAGAGUAACUUCUGCACUACCAAAAGUCACAGCCUGACAAAUCCAGGGAGAUGUUUUCUGCACUGUGGCUUACUUCUUGGAUUUAUCUCAUUCAUUUUGUUUUCAGCUGUUGUGAGAAUCUUAUUAGUUCUUUCCCUAAAGGAGAGCCAGGAACUGUCUCUUGUCUACAAGGUAGCCAAUCUAACCAUGUUGUGACUUGGUAUAGAAAUGAUAUUGAGGCACCCAUAAGUACAGAUAACUGCUCCCGGGUUUAUCAGCAAGCAAACUUGCUUUGGUUUUAUCCUGCAAAACUAGAAGAUUCUGGAAUAUAUCAGUGCACUUAUAAUUCCACAAGAAUUAACAAAACUCUAAUAGUGUUUGAGAACAGUGUUGGAUUGUGUUUUAAUAAAGGAAUGGUUUUUGAACAGAAAGUUCCACUAAAAUACAAUGGGAAGCUGACUUGUCCAGAUCUUCAUAAUUUCAGAAAUUAUGACAAUGCUCCUCUUACUUUACAAUGGUUUAAGGAAUGCCAUUUUCAUUUAUAUGAAGACUGGAAAUUUAGGAGUUCUGGAGACUAUCUUCUCAUUAAAAAUGUAACUAAGGAAGAUGAAGGAAUUUAUAUAUGCAGGGCUAAACAUAUAUAUAUGGGAAAAGAAUAUAAUAUUUCACGGGCUAUUAAUCUAACUACUUUUGAAAUAGCAAAGAAAAAUAUUCCAGAUAUAAUUUACCCAAAUAACAACUCAAUUGAAGUAAAACCAGGUUCCAGAUUUGACCUGGUUUGUAAUGUCUCAGCUGAUCCUCUGGAUUAUAUGGUAAUUGUAACCUGGAAAUUCAAUAAUGAGAUAUUAAACACAGAUGAAAACGAUAAGGUUCUUUCUGGAAAACGAAUAAUAGAAGCAAAGUUAAACAUUUCCAAAGUGAAAUACAGAGAUUAUGGAAAAUAUUUAUGUGAAGUAUGGUCUAAACAUGUGACACAAGUAGCAUAUGUAAUGCUAAACUAUCCAGGUAGCUUUAUGUAUAAGUCUAUAGCUCCAAACACUCAGUAUUAUGUGAUCGGAGGAUUGAUUUCAGCAUUGUUUAUUAUAGUAGCAUCACUGCUUACUUACAAAUUUUUCAAAGUUGACAUUGUCCUUUGGUACCGGGAUUCUUGCCAACAUCUCAGGAAAGGAAUUUCAGAUGAAAAAGUCUAUGAUGCAUAUGUGUUAUAUCCUCACAAUAUAUCAGGCUAUGUAUAUUUGACUGAAAAUUUUGUCUUCAAAUUAUUACCUGAAAUCCUAGAAAAGCAGUGUGGCUAUAAACUUUUUAUUCUUGGAAGGGAUGAUGUGCCAGGGCAAGCUGUCAUUACUAUUGUGGAUAAAAUGGUCAAACUAAGCAGAAGAGUGAUCAUUAUUUUAAUGCCAGAUUUAUAUUGUGGUGGCAUGCAGAGUUUGUUCUCUGAACAGGAACUUGCAGUCUACAGUGCUCUUAUCCAGGAGGAAACCAAAGUUAUACUGAUUCAGCUAGACAAAAUAAAAGAUUUCAAUAGUAUGCCAGAAUCCCUCAGAUAUCUUAAGCAAAAGCAUGGCAUACUCACAUGGAGGGGAACUUUUACAGAAACCACUGAAAUGGCAACUACAAGGUUUUGGAAGAAUGUGAGAUACCAGAUGCCAGCCAGCCCAAGCACACUUUCUUCAGACUUGCAUUUUUUGCCAAUACAUUUUCACUCUUCUCAGAUAUCAGAUGGAUGAUGUCAAAAGCCACACCUGCAGUGUUUACCUGAAAUCUAUUCCAGUAGAUCCUUAUGGAUACACAAACAUGUGCACCUGCUAGAGAUUGUUCCAAGUCUGAGAUCAACAAAAACACAAUUCAGAGCAGUAUUUUCUGAAAGACCAUUCACCGUGAGGUGCAUGAGCUACUUGGGCAAGUGGCAAAAUAAUGUGAAUGCUUGACACGAAGUUGAAAUUGUUCUUGCAUACUAUUAUUUUACAUGCAAAAUAAGUGAGUAUGUAAGGAGCUAUUUUUAUAUGAAAACUUUAUAUGAAAGAGUUUUAAUCUAAACCCCAAGGGUUUGAGCAAAAUAGUAAAUACUGAUCCAGCACUGAAGUUCAUUAUAGCUAUUAGCAAGGAUUUAAUCCUUGUAUCUCAAGCUUUUUAAGAGUGAGUUCUAGUCCUUCCUUUAACUGGUAUCCUUCCUAGAAUUUCCACUGAAAAACAGCCUUUAUGGCUGUGAGUUGAUGAGAUUGGAUAUCCCAAGUGGGGUUCUUUGCUUUCUGCUUUUGAACAACUGUCUAUACAAUACUUGCUUGUAUUUUUUGAAGUGGUUUGCCACUGCCUCAGGUUGAGAGAAAGUGACUGGCCAAAGUCACUUUGGCUUUGUGGCUAAGAUGGGACUAGAACUCACAAUCUCCUGAUAUCUAGCCGGAUGCCUUAACAAAUAUACUACAUUGGCUCUCAUACUAUUUUAUGAUAAAAGGGAUCAAAACAUGGUUCUGAGGCCUUGUGUCAUGGGGUUGAUUGGUGCCAUGGGAGUUUUGCCUUUGUCAAUUAAUAUAUAACAGUUUAAUUAUUCUUGCCUGCUUAAUUUUUUUUAUAAUUUUUAAUUUUAAAAUUUUAAUUUUAACAUUUUAAUAUUUAUAUACUAUUUUGUAUAUUGAUAUUUUAUUGUACAUUGCUCAGUCUCUCCUUGAGGGAGAUAAGUAAUUCAGAAAUGUGAAAUAUAAAUAUAAACAAAUAAAUAAAUCUUAUAACC
Molecule: messenger RNA, 2849 nt
Organism: Crotalus tigris (Tiger rattlesnake)
Lineage: Eukaryota; Metazoa; Chordata; Lepidosauria; Squamata; Viperidae
Product: interleukin-1 receptor type 1-like
Exons: 12
Coding region: 193-1848 (551 amino acids)
Biological process (GO): regulation of inflammatory response; signal transduction
Molecular function (GO): interleukin-1, type I, activating receptor activity
Source: RefSeq, a predicted model, not a curated record